This is a messenger RNA of Lontra canadensis (Northern American river otter), 2048 nucleotides long. RefSeq names its product solute carrier family 35 member G2 (gene SLC35G2). The transcript has a single exon. Gene Ontology annotation, cellular component: plasma membrane. Bases 19 to 1257 code for a protein of 412 amino acids. The record is from RefSeq and is a predicted model, not a curated record. NCBI's taxonomy places the organism in Eukaryota, Metazoa, Chordata, Mammalia, Carnivora, Mustelidae.
AAUUGAUUAUCUGAAGAAAUGGAUACUUCUCCCUCCAAAAAAUAUCCAGUUAAAAAGCGGGUGAAAAUACAUCCCAACACAGUGAUGGUGAAAUAUACUUCCCAUUAUCCCCAGCCUGGGGAUGAUGGAUAUGAAGAAAUCAAUGAAGACUAUGGAAAUUUUAUGGAAGAAAAUCCAAAGAAAGGCCUGCUGAGUGAAAUGAAAAGAAAAGGAAGAACUUUCUUUGGAACCAUGGAUACUCGACCUCUGCCAACAGAAGACCCAAUGACUAAUGAUACCGGACAAUUCCAGAGCUUUGCAGAAAAAAAUAUUUUUCAAUCCAGAAAAAUGUGGAUAGUGCUAUUUGGAUCUGCUCUGGCUCAUGGAUGUGUAGCUCUGAUCACCAGGCUUGUUUCCGAUCGUUCUAAAGUUCCAUCUCUAGAGCUGAUUUUUAUCCGUUCUGUCUUGCAGGUCUUAUCUGUGUUAGUUGUGUGUUACUACCAGGAGGCCCCCUUUGGACCCAGUGGAUACAGAUUACGACUCUUCUUUUAUGGUGUAUGCAAUGUCAUCUCUAUCACUUGUGCUUAUACAUCAUUUUCAAUAGUUCCUCCCAGCAAUGGGACCACUAUGUGGAGAGCCACAACCACAGUCUUCAGUGCCAUUCUGGCUUUCUUACUUAUAGAUGAGAAAAUGGCUUAUGUUGACAUGGCUACAGUUGUUUGCAGCAUCUUAGGUGUUUGUCUUGUCAUGAUCCCCAACAUUGUCGAUGAAGACAAUUCUUUGUUAAAUGCCUGGAAAGAAGCCUUUGGGUACACUAUGACUGUGAUGGCCGGACUGACCACUGCUCUUUCUAUGAUAGUAUACAGAUCUAUUAAGGAGAAGAUUAGCAUGUGGACUGCACUGUUUACCUUUGGUUGGACUGGGACAAUCUGGGGAAUAUCUACUAUGUUUGUUCUUCAGGAACCCAUCAUCCCAUUAGAUGGAGAAACCUGGAGUUAUCUCAUUGCCAUAUGCGUCUGUUCCACUGCAGCAUUCUUAGGAGUUUAUUAUGCUUUGGACAAAUUCCAUCCAGCUUUGGUCAGCACAGUACAACACCUGGAGAUUGUAGUAGCUAUGGUCUUGCAGCUUCUAGUGUUACACAUAUUUCCUAGUGUGUAUGAUGUUUUUGGAGGGGUAAUCAUUAUAAUUAGUGUUUUUGUCCUUGCUGGUUAUAAGCUUUAUUGGAGGAAUUUAAGAAGGCAGGAUUAUCAGGAAAUACUAGACUCUCCCAUCAAAUGAAUACUUGAUUAUUAUUUUGUUAACAGUUAUUAAUAGGUACACUGCCAUUUUAAUAUUUACCUAUAAAUGUCUUGUGUUGUAUAAUUGACAGAGUGGUAUAUAAAAUCAAUAUAGGCAGAUGUAGAAAAUUUAUUCUAGUCUAAUAUGUUAAAAAACAAAUAUUAAAUAUGUGAAACACCAUAAAUCCAGUGUUUCUAUGGUUAUUAACAAAAAGUAAUUGUGGUAGGAGAAUGUUAACUCUCAUCACUGAAGAACAUAAUACUUGAGGAAAUGAGCCUUUUCAGAUGGAACUUCUGUGGCCCUAAAAUAAAUGUUUAUGCCCAAUAUUAUACAAAUGUUUAAUAAAAAUCCUUCGAUAGCCAAAAAUCUUCAUUGGUGAAAAGUACACGGUAAGGUGAAAUCUUAAUACAAUUCCUAUUUUGUCAUCUGCUUACAUUAGAAACUAGAGGUGACUGGGUUGGGUAAGGGAGCUUAAGUUGAGGCAAGAAAGAGGGAACAAAGGAAAACAGGUGGUUUUUCAAUGACCAUAGUAGUUGCCCUACUUUCAAACAGAAAAUUGGUCUUUGCUAUGGCUACAUUAGGUAAUGCAUAGGAUAAUGGAAGUAGGGAGAAGACUGGAUUCUUGACAGCUCUACUUAGUCUGUGCCAUUUUGUACCUGAUGGUGGGAGACUUAAUACUGGGGCAAGGUCUAUUUAUCCUCAGUUUUACAGAUCUUUUCCAAAACUGUCCUUGUUUAUGAUUUUGUAGCAAGUGCAUGUGUAAGCUGUAGUAAAGGUACUCCUUACCCUUG